Messenger RNA from Meloidogyne enterolobii, 823 nucleotides. Lineage: Eukaryota; Metazoa; Nematoda; Chromadorea; Rhabditida; Meloidogynidae. The record is from the annotation of a GenBank genome assembly.
UUUUUUAAUUUUUUUUGCACUUUUAUUUAAAAACAAAUCAACAACAUGCAAUCACAUGCCCUUUUCCCUAUUUGUCUAUCUCUCAAGAAGUCCUUUUAAAGUGCAUUCUAGUCCUUUUAAAGUGCAUUUUACAUUGAUCGUUUGCGCUUGCCAACGUAAUUAUCAAAGGCUUUUUGAAGUUUUGCCGGCAAUUUUUGGCAUCUUAUUUCUUUCCGCUUUCAUAAAUAAACAAAAUAAAUAGGCAAAAAAAUUCUUUAAAAAUUCAAAAAAUUAAAAGCUAGAAAAUGAAUUUAACUUGCUAUGUUUUGUUGAGAAUAUUUCUAAUAAUAUUUGUCAAUCAAGGAUUUAUUAAUGGUCUUCCUUCUUUUCAACAUGAUACUUUUGAAAUAAGUUGUUCUCGUCUGUAUGGUGAAACAACAAACCCUUCAUUUAGUGACAUAUUUUAUAGAAUUAAUUUUUACAAACUCUACAAAAUGUUGAAUCUUGAUGGGAAAUCAAGUCGGGAAACUAUUUGGAUUUUGUUGGCUAAACUGCUUGUGCCAUUACCAAGAUGGGAUCGGGGCGAGAUUUUGCUGAAAUUUUGUCGUGUUGUUUCAUACGAACCUGUGGUAAGAUUGCUGGUAUAUUAUUUUAUAAUUUUUAGCAUAACCAUCGUGGAAAACAACUCAAAACUUGUUUUAAUAAUUUAUUUGAUAUAAAUGAUAGGGGAUUUGCCGGAAUGAGGAAGGGUAAAAUGUACAAUGAAGCUUCAGCUUUAUAUGAAAUGAUGAUACUCGAAAAAUCUUAUAUUUUGGGUGAAAUUCUCUUUAAAGCGCUUGAAUCA